ACUCUGAAUUUUCACGAAUACGAGUGAGAUUUGACGAAGAAAGGCUGUCAGAGAGAAAGAGAGAGAGGUGGAAGAAGAAUCAAAAGAUGCUUGGAAAAUGUGGAAGGAGAUCGGAGACAGAGAAGCGGGCAAACUGCGCCCAAAAUCGUUCGCAAGUCGCAUUAAGUCCAAUCGAAUCGGCACUCUCCAACUCUCCAAUCACAAAGACAUCGUUUCCCCUCACCGUGGCUCCAUCAACUCUCUUCAGGUUGAUUUGACAGAGGGACGAUAUUUGUUAUCCGGUGCAUCAGAUGCUUCAGCAGCUGUUUAUGAUGUUCAACGUGCCACCGAUUACGAGGCUGGUGGUCUCAUAGCAAAGCACAAGUGCAUCUUUGUUGUUGACAAGCAACAUGAAAGUGGGCAUAAAUAUGCCAUAUCCUCGGCCAUAUGGUAUCCUGUUGACACUGGGCUUUUCAUCACUGGUUCAUAUGAUCAUCACAUAAAUGUUUGGGAUACAAAUACGACACAGGUGGUGAUGAACUUUAAAAUGCCUGGAAAGGUUUAUAGGACUGCCAUGUCCUCAUUGGCAACAUCUCACAUGCUAAUUGCUGCUGGAACGGAAGAUGUUCAAGUUCGCCUUUGUGAUAUUGCUUCAGGGGCAUUUGCUCACACACUAUCUGGUCAUCGUGCGUCUUUGAUGGUAGAUGGUGUGAUGACGGUGGAAUGGUCAACUUCUAGUGAGUGGGUUUUGGUUACCGGGGGAUGUGAUGGUGCAAUACGUUUUUGGGACAUCAGACGCGCUGGAUGUUUUCUAGUUUUAGAUCAGUCUCAUUCUCAGCUUGGGAGACGCCCGCAUAUACUGGAAUGCUCUGCCACUAACAAGGUUUUGACAUCCAAGUCCCUAUCAGCUGGCCAAAGUUCUAGUUCGUACACAAAGCCACGGACACAACAUAGGAAGCUUGCUAGUGGGAAUGGUACAAAACAGUCACCUGUUGGUAGGAGACAGAGAUUACAUCCGGGGAUGCUGUCUAGUCAGGAUCGUGCCACUGCUCAUUAUGGUGCUGUUAAUGGGUUAAAAGUAACUGACGAUGGCAUGUAUCUUCUAAGUGCAGGUUCUGACUCAAGAUUAAGGUUGUGGGAUAUUGAAUCUGGCUGCAAUACACUAGUGAACUAUGAAACUGUGCGCCUGCAAACCAGCAAGCCAAUACAGUUGGCGACUACUCAGGAUUCAGCCCUUGUUUUUGUUCCAUGCAUGACAGCGGUGAAAGCAUUUGAUGUAUGGUCGGGUAAAACAUCCCUGACAUUUCGUGGACACUACGAAUAUGUGAACUGUUGCUGGUUCAGCACACAGGAUCAGGAGUUAUACACAGGUGGAAACGAUAGACAAAUUCUUUUGUGGUUACCAUCCAGGUUGAUUGCUGAUGAAGCGGAUGAAGGACCUGCUCAGGAUCGGGACAACUGGAGCGAUUGACAUUUGCAGCAGUUACAUUCUGGCAUUUAAUCUUUUGAUUUCUGGAUGGCUAGCUCUGUGAUAGUCCUCAUAGUUCUUUGAAUCUUUGUCUAAUGCAUAGCAUGACCUCUUAAGUUCCUAUGCUAUUGUCCGUGGCAUGUAUAUAUACUCAACUGUUAAUUUGCUUCUAAUAAUUAGUUAUUGUUAAUUUUUUAGUCAUAGAUAUUCAGUUCUCAUUGUGACUUGCCACAGUUGUAACAUAGAUUUCUAUGCUGAUUUUCUAAUGAAUUUAAGAUGAUUAUUUUGUCUA
This is a messenger RNA of Alnus glutinosa, 1739 nucleotides long. RefSeq names its product WD repeat-containing protein ATCSA-1. The coding region runs from base 98 to 1450 and encodes 450 amino acids. Gene Ontology annotation, cellular component: Cul4A-RING E3 ubiquitin ligase complex; nucleotide-excision repair complex. NCBI's taxonomy places the organism in Eukaryota, Viridiplantae, Streptophyta, Magnoliopsida, Fagales, Betulaceae. Gene Ontology annotation, biological process: protein polyubiquitination; transcription-coupled nucleotide-excision repair; proteasome-mediated ubiquitin-dependent protein catabolic process. The transcript has 9 exons. The record is from RefSeq and is a predicted model, not a curated record. Gene Ontology annotation, molecular function: protein binding.